AUGGGACCACCGGGCAUGAUGCCCCCCGGAGGUCCCCCUCGAGGACCCGGAGGAGCGCCGCCCCCCGGCAUCAGAGGCCCGAUGCCGGCAGGCAUGAUGCCCGGCGGCCCCAGACCUCAGGGUCCCCUGGGAGCGGGUCCUGUUCCAGGCGGUCCUAGACCCCAGGAGUCCGCGGGAAUGGGUCCGGCGCCAGGCGGCUCCCCGAUGCCAGGUGCUCCCCCGAUGCAAGGCGGCCCCCGCCCAGGGAUGCCUCCGCCAGGAGCCAUGCCGCCGUUCAUGGGCCCUGACGGCCGACCCAUGAUGCCGCCCCCUGGAGCCCCCGGCGGUCCCCCCAUGGGUAUGCCGAGGCCCGGGAUGCCGGGACAGCCUCCCAUGAUGCCUGGUCUGGCCCCCGGCCAGCAGGCGGGGACGGGCGGAAUGCCGCCUGCCUCGCCCUCAAGCAGGCACCCAGGAGCCGGCAAGCCUCAUCCUCAUACUCUCGCCCGCAAGGGGUCGCCUACUCGCCGCGGUCGCGGGAUGGGCAAGAUCGAGGACGACGAACGAUCUGAUACGCAAUUCGGAGAGGAAGUCAGCCCAAAGGGCCUGCAGACCUUCGCUCGCCUCGUUGCUCUGAACGACGUCGGCGAUCUCGGCGCAUGGAAUGGCUUCAACUGGAAAUCGAGAAGACUCUCCUCUGAUUUCUUGAUCAAAAUCGCUCACGACAAUGAUGGACGCCUGUGGGCCAUUACCGAGAAUCAUCAAGUCGGCAAGCUGACGACUACUGGAUUCAAGUCCUUUGGCUACAUCGGCCACGAAGACCUCAUUGACAUCGCGUUCGACCCCAAGGACAACAGCAUGUGGGCGAUCAAUCGCAUUGGAGAGCUGCUCCACUGGGUGGGCUACACCUGGGACAAGAAGUUCCACGCCGGCUUCCACAAGCUCAAAGCUCUUGCGUUCGACAGAAAGGGCAACCUGUGGGCCAUCAACACCGCAUGCGAAGUCGGCAUGUGGGACGAGAGCGAGCAGCAGUGGGAUCUGAAGGAGGUGCCAGGCGCUGCACGGCUGCACACGCUGGCCUUCGAUGAGAACAACAAACUCUGGGUGCUGGGCAGCAACGGCGAGCUCAUGUUGUUGGUUGGCACCCGGUGGGUGGUGUACGGCUGGGUCGCGUGCUGGAAGUUCAAGGAUAUCGCGUUCCGCUGGAGCACGCAGGCGAUUCAGAAACUGCGAAGCAUGCGGUCUACUGGAACUAUCGUGGCCUCUCACCCCGGCGUCAGCCAGCCUGAGGCGAUCCCCGGACCUCAGCGCCCGCAGGACUGA
Molecule: messenger RNA, 1299 nt
Organism: Besnoitia besnoiti
Lineage: Eukaryota; Apicomplexa; Conoidasida; Eucoccidiorida; Sarcocystidae
Exons: 7
Coding region: 1-1299 (432 amino acids)
Molecular function (GO): protein binding
Source: RefSeq, a predicted model, not a curated record